Molecule: messenger RNA, 1505 nt
Organism: Lolium rigidum
Lineage: Eukaryota; Viridiplantae; Streptophyta; Magnoliopsida; Poales; Poaceae
Product: DNA damage-binding protein cmr1-like
Exons: 4
Coding region: 1-1323 (440 amino acids)
Biological process (GO): regulation of DNA damage checkpoint
Cellular component (GO): nucleus
Molecular function (GO): protein binding; DNA binding
Source: RefSeq, a predicted model, not a curated record
AUGGCGUCGACCCCGGAUCUCGAAGACGGUCUCACCGAUUACGAGCGCCUUCGCGAGGAGAACAUCCGCCGAAACGGGGCUAUGCUUGCAUCCGUCCGCCGCAAGGCCGACGAGCUCUCCGCCGCCAUCCGGUCCGCUAAUCCUAAACGAGGGCGUGGGCGUCCCCCCGGGCAGUCCGGUAAGAAGCCCUGUAUGAAGCCCGACCCCCCGGCCAGCUCCAUCGUACUCCGCUCCAGCGGCCUCUCUCCCGCCUACCUCUCAUCCUCCCUUGCGUCCUCCAUCCUCGGUGCUGCCUCGUCUUCCCCAGCGGAGGGCAAGACUCGUGCGGACGAUUUCGAUGCUGGGAAGGAGCUGGUGCUGAAACCCGCGCACGUGAGGAGGGUGGUGACCUCCCGUGUACUGUCGAUGCGGGUCCUUCCACUCGUCGACCGGACCGUGGUGGCGGCGGGAGACAAGUUCGGGAAUAUUGGGUUCUGGGACGUCGACGGUGUCUCGGAGGAUCAGGAUGGUGACGGUGCAGGCGUGCUGUACCGGUAUUUGCCACACAAGAGCGGUGUGGCGGCAAUCGUGGCGCACCAAGCGGCACCACAGAAGAUUUACAGCUGUAGCUAUCAGGGUGAAAUUUGUCUUAUGGACUUUGAGAAGGAGAACUUUAAUAUGAUCCAUUUGUGUGAGUCUCCUGUUUACUCGCUCUGUCAAGCACAAAAUCGUGCCAGAUGCCUAUAUUUUGGUGAUGGAAAUGGUGACCUGACACUUUUCGAUGAGCGUGUGGGUAAGGUAUCAACCAAAUGGAAUGUGCAUGACAAGAGAAUCAACUCAAUAGAUUUUCAUCCGGAGAACACACAUAUGCUUGCUACCAGUUCAAGGGAUCGAACAGCCUGUAUAUGGGAUGUGAGAAGUAUGAAAAUGAAGGAGCCAGAUAGCUUGAAGGUUUUCAAACUUGAUGGACCUGUUCAGUCAGCUUAUUUCUCACAUAGAGGCUGCAUGUUAGCAAUAACAAGCCUUCAUGGUACUGUUCGAGUAUUUAGCAUGGAUGACUUUGAUAAGUCGCAUGAGCAUAACCAGGCAGGCAGUUUGCUUCAUAAAUUCAAGGUAAUCUGGGGUUGGAACGACACCGACCUAUAUGUUGGAAACAAGAAUAAGGCAAUAGAUAUUAUCUCAGUUGAUGUCAAUGACAGUGGCCUCUCGGCUCGGAACAACACAUGUCUUUGGAGUGAAUAUAUGACAUACGUUCCAUGCCAGUUAUCUGCACACCCAUAUAAAGUUGGCCAUCUUGCUUGUGCAAAUUGCCGUGGCAAGGUGUUCCUUUGGACCAGUGCUUAAAUAAAAAAGAUCUCCAAUGGCUGACUUGUGAACUGGUCCUGGGCUCCGGGCUCUCUUAUUCCUAAGUCAUGCUUGAAAGAUUACUUUUAUUAUGAUGGCUGUAACAUGUUGCUGGAUAUCCAGCCGAAGAAAUGUAUCAUAUUUAGUAAGUAUUAAAGCAGGGUAUAUCACUGUCUUUGAUG